Molecule: messenger RNA, 1546 nt
Organism: Gambusia affinis (western mosquitofish)
Lineage: Eukaryota; Metazoa; Chordata; Actinopteri; Cyprinodontiformes; Poeciliidae
Product: CD209 antigen-like protein B
Exons: 6
Coding region: 109-1029 (306 amino acids)
Source: RefSeq, a predicted model, not a curated record
CUUUUUCUGUGUGUAAUGUUGCACAGACAAGAGCUCUGAGGGCAAUGUCCUAACAAACAAUCUCUGCUGGAUUUUUCUGUGAGAUCACUCUCAAUAUAACGUUCAAAAAUGGAGGAAAUGCAAAAUUCAGGUCGUCCGUAUAACAAACUGAUAAGUCAGGAGGAAACCAUUGAAGAUGAGCCUCGUCUACCAUCAAAUCAGGAGAAUCAAGUGACUGUGUCGACGAUGAGACCUGAAUCCACCAUGAAUCGUUACAAACUGCUAACAGCAAGCCUAGCAGCGUUAGCAGUGAUUCUGCUAAUGGUUAAUAUUGGCCUGGGAGUGUACUAUAACAAACUAAGUGAAAACAACAUAGUGAGAGACAUCAGUGGAGAGAUAAGAAAACUUCAGGCUUCUUAUGAAGCUGCACUACAAAGCAGGGAUGAAGUCAAGAAACAGCUGGCGAUAGAGAUCAGCGAGCAGCAAGUCAUCAAGUGGGAGCUCGAACACCAGACCCUCAGAGUCAAAGACUACGAAAAGCAGGUGGAAAAGUUGCAGGUGGACAUUGCAUCGCUGAAAUCCCAUUUACCAAUGAUAAAUGAAGGCUGCAGACACUGUUUGCCUGGAUGGACUUUCUUGAGCGCAAGCUGCUAUUACUUCCCGUUUUCUGACACUAUUUACCGCACAUCAUGGAACGAGGCCCGGCAGUUCUGCAGGAGGCAGGGAGGAGACUUGGCCAUUGUGAACAACAGAGAAAAGCUUUUUGGAAUAAUUAGGCUUCUAACAAUUAAUCAAGACAUUUUGAGACCAGUGUCGCACAGUGGUUUCUGGAUCGGACUGAGAGACGUGGAAGAGGAAGGGGUCUGGACAUGGGUGGAUGGGACGAGACUGACUGAUGGGUUCUGGAAUGUUGGAGAACCAAACAACUUAAACAAUGAGGACUGUGCCGCAGUGUACCCCAAAAGCAACCCAUUCAUGUCUUGGAAUGAUGCACCGUGCAAUUAUAACCUGAAGUGGAUUUGUGAAAUGGCACCGAAGUCUUUCGGAUAACAAAGUGACUCUUUCUAAAGUCCUACAUUUAUUUGCUGAAGCAACAAUUGAGCAUCACUACAGAGACUCUUUUGUGCUGUUUCUUUAUUGUUUAUCCUACAUAACCUAUAAAUGGCAGGGAAGGUCAAACUACAAACAUUUUGUCUGAAAAUACAUACAUUUUAGUUUUAUGUAUAACAAAUAUUUGAUGCCACUAUACAUACAUGUAUAUAAUGUAUGUAUGUAUAAUAUAAUUGCUACAUAUAUGAAAAUGUAGCAAUUAAUCAUUCUAAAAUUCUCCAGCAUUUUACACAGAUUUGUGUGAAAUAAAAAAAGAAGUGUCCUUCUGUGCAUAUCUACAAUCCAUUAGAGUGGAACUUUAUGCAACACAACAUUUGGAUUCAACUGAUGCAAUUUAUUCGUGGGAAACACCCAAUACAUCUUUGUCAAACUACAGUAAAUAUGUCAUCCCAUGAUUUAUUCUGUAAAUGUGGAUUUUUAGUUACCAUUCUGUUAUGAAUAAACAUAAAUGACAACU